Messenger RNA from Sugiyamaella lignohabitans, 2634 nucleotides. RefSeq names its product Pms1p (gene PMS1). NCBI's taxonomy places the organism in Eukaryota, Fungi, Ascomycota, Dipodascomycetes, Dipodascales, Trichomonascaceae. Bases 1 to 2634 code for a protein of 877 amino acids. Gene Ontology annotation, molecular function: mismatched DNA binding; ATP binding; ATP hydrolysis activity. Gene Ontology annotation, biological process: mismatch repair. The record is from RefSeq and is a predicted model, not a curated record. Gene Ontology annotation, cellular component: MutLalpha complex. The transcript has a single exon.
AUGUCUAUUAAAGCAAUUGACAAUGCCUCGGUUCAUAGAAUCACUUCUGGCCAGGUGAUUGUGGAUUUGGCCACUGUAGCCAAGGAACUCGUCGACAACUCUCUGGAUGCUGGUGCCACUAGGAUUGAAGUCAAAUUUCGUAACUAUGGACUUGAUUCGAUAGAGGUCGCUGACAAUGGCCAUGGUAUCAAGUUAGAGGAUUAUGAAAGCAUUGCCAGAAAACACUACACAUCCAAAUUGAGAAAAUUCGAGGACGUUGAAACUGUUCAGACUCUUGGGUUUAGAGGUGAGGCCAUGAGCUCACUAUGUGCUCAAGCUGAUGUGUCUUUGGUUACUUCCACACCAGGAAAUAGUGGUCCAGCUACAAAACUAGUAUUUGAUCAUUCGGGAGAGGUAGUGUCAAAAACUAAUGUUCCGGGCACACAGGGAACAACUGUGACGGUUUGCAAUAUGUUUGAAAUAACCCCAGUCCGUCGCAAAUUCCUCGAAAAAAACCACAAGCGCCAAUUCGCAAAAGCUUUGAAUUUGCUUCAGGAGUAUGCUGUUAUUUCCAAGGGUGUCACAUUUACAUGCUCUCAUAUAACUGGAUCCGGUAACAACGCCAAGAAUGGAGUACUCAUUAAGAGCACUGGCACUGACCUACGAGAUAAUAUAAUUAGUGUAUUUGGUGCUACUUCCAUUGUAAAUUUGGUUCCGUUUACCUUGAAAUUAGAAUUCACGUCCAAUUCGAUUCUUAAGGACAAGGUUCAUGAUUCACAGGCUAGUUGUGUUGGGUACAUUUCUCAGCCUGUUCAUGGCAAGGGUCGCAAUGCUACAGAUAGGCAGUUCUUUUUUAUUAAUUCUAGGCCCUGUCUUCUUCCCAAAGCUGCAAAAGCCAUUAAUGAAGUCUAUCGUCAAUUCAAUACAACUCAAUCACCCUGUGUUUUUUGUAAUUUUAUUCUCGACCCCUUGAACUUCGACGUCAAUGUGUCUCCUGAUAAGAGAACCAUUCUGAUCCAUCAGGAAACUGUCUUGAUUGAGUGCUUAAAGGAGCAAUUAUCUGAAUUCUUUGAGUCGUCGGUCACUAGUGUCCCGAGAAAAGCUGAAAGAUCGCCUCUAAAUAAUGGCUCGACGUUUAUGUCACUGACGGCUAGGUUUCGAGAGGCUGCACAAGAAAGUGUGAGGGUCAUUCAAAAUGGACAUGGCAACGAUUCGGAUGAUGCUGAAGGUGUCAGAGCAAUUAUGAGCACCAGAAUGACCCGUAGUCGCAAAAAUAGUGAUCAAGCAUCUGACUCAGAGUCCGACUCAGAGUCUGACUCAGAAUCUGCUAGAUCCCAAUCGGAUUCUGAAGAUGAGAGCGAGGCCAGAAAUAUCAGACAGCAACGAGCAGUGGGUAACAAAGUCGACAAUAAUAGUGAUCGUAGUGAUACUAUCUCAUCGAAAAGCGAUAUCGAGCGAACGAUGUCAAGAGCUGCUCGCAGAGUUCGCACCAACCCUACUAUUCAUAGUGAGGCUGCUGACGGUAGUAAGUCUUCUUCUCUAGUCGAAAUUGAAAUCAGCCCAGUGAGUGAGCAACCUUCGAAAACAACUGAGGAUGAUUCUAUGGAAGAUGAAAGAGAAGUAGAUGACUCCGAAGCCAAUGGUCAUGAUGACGCACAAACUGUAGAAGCGAAUGAGUCGGCUGGUGAGACUGUCGAUAAUGAAGAUGUUGUGGUGAAACCGGAACCAUUGUCACAAACCAAACGUACUCGCCCUUCGUCAUCCGACGAAACAGCCUCUAAGCCUGCUGUCAAGCGUCAGGAUAGUUCCGGUCGAAAAAUAGAGUUUCCAAUCACAUCCGCCAAGUAUCAAACUCUCAAUUGCAAUGUCUCUGUCAAAACUUCGACUAGCGAAAUAUUAAAUGGCUGGUCGCAAAUCGUUUCAGCUCGGUCACAAUUGAGGACUCAAGCUAAUGACCAUAAAAACUCACUGUCUGUGAAAAGAGUGGAUAUAGAUGGAGAUACUGAUCAAGUAGAGCGAAGGCUUAAUAUGGUCAUCAGAAAAGACGAUUUUAAUAAUAUGAAAGUCAUUGGCCAAUUUAAUCUUGGUUUUAUUAUUGUCUCGAAGCAGAACGAUGACGGAAGUUCUGAUUUGUUUAUUAUUGAUCAGCAUGCUAGUGAUGAGAAAACCAACUUCGAACGGUUACAACAGGAAACUGUUCUGCAGCAUCAGCCUCUAGUGACACCUAGGCAGCUAAAUCUCACUGCAGUUGAAGAGCUGGUCCUUAUAAAAAAUAUCGGCCUGCUUCAAAAAAAUGGUUUCUCUGUAGCAAUCGACGAGUCUGUCUUGCCAGGAACUCAGUGUAAACUUCUGUCUCUGCCGUUCAGUAAAAAUACCGUCUUCGAUGAAAACGAUCUUACCGAACUUUUGAAUCUAAUUAGUGAGUCUCCAGGUAAUCAAUCAGUACGAUGUUCCAAAGUUCGUGCUAUGUUUGCUAUGAGAGCGUGUCGGACUAGCAUCAUGAUCGGGCAGUCACUCAGUAGAGCCACCAUGGAACGGGUUGUCCAGGGCCUCUCCAAACUAAACAAACCUUGGAGCUGUCCCCACGGUAGACCCACUUUACGGCAUAUAACCUCGAUCGACCAAUGGAGCGGUUACAGCGACGACAUGAUCUAA